Messenger RNA from Centruroides sculpturatus (bark scorpion), 781 nucleotides. RefSeq names its product diacylglycerol kinase 1-like. The coding region runs from base 1 to 624 and encodes 207 amino acids. Gene Ontology annotation, cellular component: plasma membrane. Gene Ontology annotation, molecular function: ATP-dependent diacylglycerol kinase activity. The record is from RefSeq and is a predicted model, not a curated record. The transcript has 6 exons. Lineage: Eukaryota; Metazoa; Arthropoda; Arachnida; Scorpiones; Buthidae. Gene Ontology annotation, biological process: diacylglycerol metabolic process; lipid phosphorylation; intracellular signal transduction.
AUGCACGUUGGACAGGUUAAAGCUGGACUACGUGCUUCUGGACGAAGAUUGGCACAGUGCUCCUCCGUUGUAAUCAAAACGAAGAAAAGAUUUCCUAUGCAAAUUGAUGGAGAGCCGUGGAUGCAGCCACCUUGUACUUGUGACGGCCAAUCUUUGGACCUGGCUACUGGACCUUCUCUACAAGGUAUCGCAUUUUUGAACAUUCCAAGUAUAUACGGAGGGUCUAAUCUAUGGGGAGAUAAUUCAGGACAGAAGAAACGUACUCAUGUUCAAUGGAAAAAGAAGAAGGAUCGAGGAGGAUCCGCUUAUAGUUUCCAAUCAGUAGAUUUGAGCACAGCUGUUCAGGAUAUAGGGGAUACGUUAAUAGAGGUAAUAGGGCUAGAGAAUUGCAUGCACGUUGGACAGGUUAAAGCUGGACUACGUGCUUCUGGACGAAGAUUGGCACAGUGCUCCUCCGUUGUAAUCAAAACGAAGAAAAGAUUUCCUAUGCAAAUUGAUGGAGAGCCGUGGAUGCAGCCACCUUGUACUAUCCGCAUCAUUCAUAAAAAUCAAAUGCCCAUGUUAAUAGCUCCAGUAACUCCGAAGACCAAAUUUCCUUUUUCAUUAUUUAAAAAGUCGAAAUAACCGAGGUAAAUUUUAUUUAUUUUAAAGAAAUUAUAAUUAAUUAUAUCGGGGCCUUACGUUUAGGCCUUGUAACAGUAGCGAUUACUCAGGCCUUUUGUCCCUGCUCUCGCAUCUACGAAGGGCCUUCUAGUGGCCGAAUUGAUAAAAUUAUUGAAAA